ACAGCCGUGGUCCCGGUGUGCAUCAAUGUUUUUAUCAAUGUAUCUCUCAGGCCCGUACAAAUUGAACUAAAUUGAACUAGAUCUUCAAGGGAAAUUCUUAACGUCUCCGUCAAUCACUUGCUACGGAACAAGAUGGCAGGCUGUGUAUUGCGCCUUGGGGUUGAAGGAAGGGACCCCAGGGAAACUCCAGCCGCGCUACUCUACGAAUAGAUAUGUACUGAAGCUGAACUGGGGUGCGCAUAUGCAUAGAUAACACCGAAUUAUAUCUGUAUCCACCCUCGCCGUCUCCCACAGCUCUCCUCCUUUCCUCCCAUCGACUAUGUCCAACACCCAUCAACGCCCCCUCUUUCGCGCCUACAACCCCCGCCCAACCUCUCCAUCCGAAGAAGAACUGAAAUCGACAGCAAUCAUGGGAAACAGCAGCAGUUCCCAGACCGCGAACCGCAAGAGUUCCACAGUCUGCCCAAGUCCAGCUCGUGCCCCCAGCCAAGCGGCAGAGACCAGCGUAGCCCCAACACCCAGCAGCAAAACAUGGGGUACAGGCAGCAGAAUCAGAAUGGAGGGCGCCAGCAACGUGGGUACAACCAGCAGCAGUAUAGCGGAAACCGGGCUCUGGAUGACAGGGACGACGAUCCGUGCUGUUAUGAUGGGGAGUUUUGCUCUGUUGGCACAGAUGGCCUUGUGCGGAUUCGUUCCAUGA
Pseudogymnoascus destructans is the source of this 700-nucleotide messenger RNA. RefSeq lists its product as uncharacterized. The coding region runs from base 320 to 700 and encodes 126 amino acids. The record is from RefSeq and is a predicted model, not a curated record. The transcript has 2 exons. NCBI's taxonomy places the organism in Eukaryota, Fungi, Ascomycota, Leotiomycetes, Thelebolales, Thelebolaceae.